This is a messenger RNA of Lachancea fermentati, 1689 nucleotides long. The record is from the annotation of a GenBank genome assembly. Lineage: Eukaryota; Fungi; Ascomycota; Saccharomycetes; Saccharomycetales; Saccharomycetaceae.
AUGGCUUCCGUGUCAAACACGAAAGUUCCUUUCAUUCCUCCUCCUGAAAUAUCUGUGGAAGAUAAAAAGGACAAUGAAUUUGGUCAAUUAACAUCGAAAGAAUUUUUGUAUGAGGUUCGUUCUCGCCAAAAAAAACCCUUACGCGACCCAAUCCUGGAUGCUCCACCAUAUUAUGUGUCGGUCAUCACUUAUUUGAACUACUUGAUUUUGAUCAUAUUAGGUCACAUCCACGACUUUUUAGGUCUUACCUUUAGAAAAGAUAGGCAUCCUGACAUCAUCGAGAAAGAUGGACUUGCUCCAUGGUACUCUAAAUUUGAAAGCUUUUUCGUCCGCAGAAUGAAGAAAAGAAUUGACGAUUGUUUCUCCAGACCUACUACCGGUGUACCAGGCAGAUUUAUAACCUGUAUUGAUAGAAUUUCUCAUGACUUGAACGAAUAUUUUACCUACCCCGGGACGACAACAAUGUGCUUGAAUUUAUCAUCCUACAACUACCUGGGCUUCGCUCAAAGUGAAGGCCAAUGUACAGAUGCUGCUUUGAAAGUGGUAGAUGAAUAUGGGAUUGCAUCACGUGGUCCAAGAGCGCAAAUUGGCACUACGGAUCUCCAUGUGCUUGCUGAGCGAUACAUUGCUAAUUUCGUGGGCAAGCCUGAUGCAAUGGUCUUUUCCAUGGGAUAUGGUACUAAUGCCAACUUUUUCAAUUCUUUUUUAGAUGAGAAGUGUCUAGUAAUUUCUGAUGAAUUAAACCAUACGUCGAUCAGGACAGGUUUAAGAUUAUCUGGCGCAGCUGUGCGUAUUUUCAAACACAACGACAUGGAUGCACUGGAAAAGCUUAUUAGGGAUCAAAUUGUACAGGGCCAACCAAAAACUCAUAGACCUUGGAAAAAGAUCCUGAUUUGUGUUGAAGGGCUUUUCUCUAUGGAAGGAACGAUGUGCAACUUGCCAAGGCUAGUGGAAUUGAAGAAGAAGUACAAAUGUUAUCUGUUCAUUGACGAGGCACAUUCUAUUGGAGCUAUGGGCCCAGAAGGACGUGGUGUAUGUGAUUACUUUGGGAUUGAUCCUUCUGAAGUCGAUAUUUUGAUGGGAACACUGACGAAAUCUUUCGGUGCGGCCGGUGGCUACGUUGCGGCAGAUAAAGAUAUUAUAGAGAGACUCAGAAUUGAUUUAACAACAUCAAAUUAUGGUGAAUCAAUUCCAAUUCCUGUAUUAGCCCAGAUUGUUUCCUCUAUGCGCACUAUUGUGGGUGAAUUGAAACCUGGUGAAGGUAAGGAAAGACUUCAGCGCAUUGCAUUCAACUCAAGAUAUCUCCGUUUGGCCCUGCAACGGUUAGGAUUUAUUGUCUAUGGUAUCGCCGACUCUCCUGUUAUCCCCAUGCUUCUAUAUGCGCCUUCCAAAAUGCCAGCAUUUUCCAGAAUGAUGUUGCAAAGAAAAAUUGCUGUCGUUGUUGUAGCAUAUCCCGCAACUCCUUUAAUCGAAUCAAGAGUUAGAUUUUGUGUUUCUGCAUCCUUGACAAAGGAAGAUAUUGACUACCUGUUACGCCACGUGAACGAAGUUGGAGAGAAACUCUUUCUGAAAGUUAGCACAGGUAGGGCCGGUGGCUCACUGGAUGGCCGUCCACCUAGGUGGGACAUCGAUGAGGUGAUCAGAAGAACCCCAACUGAUUGCAAGGAUGACAAGUACUUCCUCAUAUGA